AUGUCCGCCAAGGCCAUCCGCGAAUAUGACGGCAAGCUGUUGCUGGCAUAUCACUUGCUCCGUGCACCUCUUAUUUCACAACAGGAGUCUCCCUCCUUGUUUGCACCCGCCGCCACCAAGCUGGCCCAUGUCCAGGUGGACACCUCGCUUCUGGACAACAAGGCUGCCUUUGACAGCAGCUUGAAGCAGCAGCUCGACACCCUUGAACAGACACACCCAUGGCUCUUGACUGACAAGCUCGUGGCCAAGCCCGAUCAACUUAUCAAGCGACGUGGCAAGCACGGUCUGUUGACCCUGAACAAGGACUGGGCCGAGGCACGACAAUGGAUUGAGGAACGUGCUGGCAAGGAAAUCCAGAUCGAUCGCACUAAGGGCAUGAUCAAGACCUUCUUGGUCGAACCAUUCACACCCCAUCCUGCCAACACCGAGUACUAUGUCUGCAUCAACUCUGUCCGCGAGGGCGACUACAUCCUGUUCACACACGAAGGUGGUAUCGACGUUGGCGAUGUCGACGCCAAGGCUUUGAAGCUGUUGGUCAAGGUCGACGAAGCUUUCCCAUCGGCCGACACGAUCAAGGAGACCCUGCUCAAGGACGUGCCAGAAUUCAAGCGCGACGUGCUUGUCGACUUCGUCACGCGUCUGUACUCUGUCUACGUGGAUCUUCACUUUACGUAUCUGGAAAUCAACCCGCUGGUUGUCACCGAUCCCGCGGAAGGCCAGACACCUCAGGUCAUGUAUCUUGAUUUGGCUGCCAAGCUUGACCAGACCGCGGAGUUCGAGGCCGGUCCCAAGUGGGCUAUUGCGCGUGCUCCCCAGCAUAUCGGAUUGCCUGUUGCUGAGAAGCAGCAGCACGCCGAUCUCGGCCCUCCCAUGGAGUUCCCUGCCCCCUUUGGCCGUGAACUGAGCCAGGAAGAAGCCUACAUCCAAGAACUCGACGGCAAGACCGGUGCCUCGCUCAAGUUGACCGUCUUGAACCGUGAUGGUCGUAUCUGGACCAUGGUUGCCGGUGGUGGUGCUUCCGUUGUUUACUCGGACGCCAUCGCUGCCUUGGGCUAUGCUAACGAAUUGGCAAACUACGGUGAAUACUCCGGUGCCCCUACCGAGACCCAGACAUACGAGUAUGCAAAGACCAUCUUGGACUUGAUGACCCGUGGCGAACCCCAUGCUGAGGGCAAGACCUUGUUCAUCGGUGGUGGUAUUGCCAACUUCACCAACGUUGCCACUACCUUCAAGGGCAUCAUCCGUGCCUUGACCGAUUUCAAGCAGGCUCUCAUCUCCCACAAGGUCCGCAUCUUCAUCCGUCGUGGUGGUCCCAACUACCAGGAAGGCUUGCGCGCCAUGCGUCACCUUGGUGAGACCUUGGGUGUUGAGAUCCAGGUGUUUGGUCCUGAAACCCACAUUACCGACAUUGUCCCCUUGGCCUUGCUCGGCAAGUCGUCCUCUACCGGCAACGACCAACCCACUGGCUCGAGCGGUAACUUGUUCCAAGAUCAGAUCUUUGGUGGCGACAGCGGUGCCACCACCCCUGCCAACGGCACCCGCAGCCCCAAGCUCAAGCUCGCUGACGACAACCAGACCCCUACUGCUGAUGCACGCGAACGCAUGGAAUACUUUGACAAGCAGCAGCAAGAGUCUUCCGAAUGGUACCGCCCCUUCACCGGCAAGACCCGUGCUGUCGUCUACGGUAUGCAGCCCCGUGCCGUCCAGGGCAUGCUUGACUUUGACUUUAUGUGCAAGCGCGAAACUCCCUCUGUUGCCGCCAUGGUCUAUCCCUUUGGUGGCUCGCACGUGCAAAAGUUCUACUGGGGUACCAAGGAAACGCUUGUGCCUGUCUUCACCUCGCUCAAGGAAGCCAGCGAAAAGUUCCCUGAAGCCGACGUUGUUGUCAACUUUGCCUCGUGCCGUUCCGUGUUCGACUCGACUCGCGAGAUCUUGACAUUCCCUCAAUUCAAGACCAUUGCCAUCAUUGCCGAAGGUGUGCCCGAACGCCGUGCCCGUCAAUUGUUACACGAAGCUGAGCGUCGCAAGGUGCUUGUCAUUGGCCCUGCUACUGUGGGUGGUAUCAAGCCUGGCUGCUUUAAGAUUGGUAACACCGGUGGUAUGAUGGACAACAUUGUUGCUUCCAAAUUGUACCGUGCUGGUUCAGUCGGCUAUGUCUCCAAGUCCGGUGGUAUGUCCAACGAGUUGAACAACAUCAUUUCGCGUACUACCGACGGUGUCUACGAAGGUGUUGCCAUUGGUGGUGAUCGUUACCCCGGCUCGACCUUCAUUGACCACUUGUUGCGUUACGAGAACGACCCCAACUGCAAGAUGCUCGUCUUGCUCGGUGAAGUCGGUGGUGUUGAGGAAUACCGUGUCAUUGAGGCCGUCAAGAACGGUACCAUCAAGAAGCCCGUCGUUGCCUGGUGUAUUGGUACUUGCGCCAAGAUGUUCACCACCGAUGUCCAGUUCGGCCACGCUGGUGCUCUUGCCAACUCUGACUUGGAAACCGCCGACGCCAAGAACAAGGCCAUGCGUGCUGCUGGUAUCAUUGUCCCCGAGACUUUCGAAAAGAUGCCCAACUCUUUGGCCGAGGCUUACCAGAAGCUCGUCAAGGAUGGUACCGUCGUCCCUGUUGCCGAGCCCGAAAUCCCCAAGAUCCCCAUCGACUACUCGUGGGCCCAGGAAUUGGGCUUGGUCCGUAAGCCUGCAAGCUUCGUCUCGACGAUUGUGGAUGACCGUGGUCAGGAACUGUUGUACGCUGGUAUGCGCAUCACUGAUGUGUUCAAGGACGAUAUUGGUAUUGGUGGUGUUUUGUCGCUCUUGUGGUUCAAGCGCCGCUUGCCCGACUAUGCCUGCAAGUUCAUUGAGAUGGUCUUGAUGUUGACUGCCGAUCACGGCCCUGCUGUGUCUGGUGCCAUGAACACAAUCAUCACCACCCGUGCUGGCAAGGACUUGAUCUCCUCCGUCGUCUCUGGUUUGUUAACCAUUGGUGAGCGUUUCGGUGGUGCUCUUGAUGGUGCUGCCACCAACUUCACCCGCGCCUACGACAGCGGCAUGACUCCUCGUGAGUUCGUCACCAGCAUGCGCAAGGCCAACAAGCUCAUUCCCGGUAUCGGUCACAAGAUCAAGUCUCGCACCAACCCUGAUAUGCGUGUCGAGCUUGUCAAGAACUAUGUCAAGAAGCACUUCCCCCACACUCCUAUUCUCGACUACGCCUUGAAGGUUGAAGAAAUCACCACCAGCAAGAAGGACAACUUGAUCUUGAACGUCGAUGGUUGUAUUGCUGUUUCGUUCGUCGACUUGUUGCGCGAUUCUGGUGCUUUCACCCGUGAAGAAGCUGAAGAAUACUCCCGCAUUGGUACCUUGAACGGUCUGUUCGUCCUUGGUCGUACUCUUGGUUUCAUUGGCCAUCACUUGGAUCAGAAGCGUUUGAAGCAGGGCUUGUACAGACAUCCUUGGGAUGAUAUCUCGUACCUCUUGCCUUCGCUGGAUCCCGAGACCCUUGAUCCUCGCCGAGUUACUGCUCGCGUCAAUGUUCAAGCUAAAUAA
Zychaea mexicana is the source of this 3531-nucleotide messenger RNA. RefSeq names its product citrate synthase-like protein. The transcript has 3 exons. Gene Ontology annotation, molecular function: ATP citrate synthase activity. Gene Ontology annotation, cellular component: cytosol. The record is from RefSeq and is a predicted model, not a curated record. Bases 1 to 3531 code for a protein of 1176 amino acids. Lineage: Eukaryota; Fungi; Mucoromycota; Mucoromycetes; Mucorales; Lichtheimiaceae. Gene Ontology annotation, biological process: acetyl-CoA biosynthetic process; tricarboxylic acid cycle; citrate metabolic process.